Messenger RNA from Charadrius vociferus (killdeer), 2421 nucleotides. Its product is annotated as myosin-IIIb-like. Lineage: Eukaryota; Metazoa; Chordata; Aves; Charadriiformes; Charadriidae. Gene Ontology annotation, cellular component: myosin complex. The record is from RefSeq and is a predicted model, not a curated record. Gene Ontology annotation, molecular function: ATP binding; cytoskeletal motor activity. The transcript has 21 exons. The coding region runs from base 1 to 2421 and encodes 806 amino acids.
AUGAUGUUGUCAGUCAAGGACACGUUGUCUCACCGAUUUGGAGAGAGCGGUGCAGGGAAAACAGAGAGCACGAAGCUAUUGCUGCAGCACAUAAUGAACCUAUGCAAAGGCAACUCACAGCUGGAGCAGCAGAUCCUUCAGGUAAAUCCGUUGCUUGAAGCUUUUGGCAAUGCCCAGACUGUGAUGAAUGACAACAGCAGCCGCUUUGGAAAAUACAUACAGCUGCGUUUCCAGAAUAAUACAGUGCGAGGUGCAAAGUUGAGUGAGUACCUUUUAGAGAAGUCACGGGUUGUGCGACAAGAUACCGGGGAGAGGAAUUUCCAUAUCUUCUACUACAUGUUUGCUGGACUGUCUUCAGAGGAAAAGGAGAUGUAUGGGCUAUUGGAUCCCUCACUCUACAGGUACAUAAGUGGACGAUUUGGUACAGAGGAUGUAGCUCAGUGCUGGAAGCAAAAAUACCAAGAGGUGUGCAAUGCCCUUGACAUGGUGGGCUUCCAAGAACAGGAGCAAGUGGACAUGCAGGCUAUCUUGGCUGGUGUGUUGUCCCUGGGCAACGUGACCUUUGAGCCUGAGGAGAGGAAUGGGUCUGUAAAAGUGAGUGAAGCCUCCUGGGGAUGGCUGAAGGCUGCAGCGGGUCAGUUUGGAGUACAAGAAGAUGAACUGUUAAAAUGCCUUAUUUGUACAAUGUCAGUGACCCGAGGCGAGCAGAUUCAGCGUUUUCAUACCCAGCAGCAGGCAGAAGAUGCUCGGGACUCCAUUGCAAAGGUGGCGUAUGGCCGAGUAUUUCGCUGGAUCGUUUGCAAGAUCAAUGAGCUGCUGGCUGAGAAAGUGGAUCCUGAGGUGGAAUUGAGCGAGAUAGGUAUCUUGGAUAUUUUUGGGUUUGAAAACUUUGCAGUGAAUCGUUUCGAACAGCUUUGCAUAAACUUGGCCAAUGAGCAGCUCCAGCACUUCUUCAACCAUCUGGAGCAGGCUGCCUAUAAGGAAGAAGAGCUGCCUUGGGAGACUAUCACGUUCAACAAUAAUGAACCUAUUCUGAAACUGCUCCUGGCCAAGCCACUUGGGCUCCUCUCUCUUCUGGAUGAGCAGAGUGCAUUCCCUCAGGCAACUGAUAAGACGUUUGUGGAUAAACUAAACAGCAGCUUCAAGGGGAAUUUACACUUCCAGCCAGGCCGAGGCCAUGUUUUGGGCUUCAGCAUCCUUCACUAUGCUGGGAAAGUACAAUAUAGUGCAGGAGGUUUUCUGGAGAAGAACAGAGACACCUUGCCAGCCACCGUCCGUGGGCUCUUCAUCAACAGCGUCACCCCCUUGCUCAGUGUGCUGUUCACAGGCAAGUCCCUCUGCUAUGCCACUAUCUCCAGAACAGGGACACUGAUGCCUCAUGUGAAAGCCAAGGUCAUACCAGGAGCAGACGACAAGUUCAACAGCACACGAAAACAGUCUGCUGCAGCUCAGUUCCGGCAUUCCCUGAUGAUGCUCAUGGAGAGGAUGUAUUCUGCAAACCCCCACUUUGUGCGCUGUAUAAAGCCCAACAGCCAGAAGGAGCCAGGUGUGGUGGACAGCCAGGUGGUGCUGCUACAGUUCACUCCUUUUGAUAACUUCUUGGACCCUUCUGCACCUCGCCCUGUUCUGGGGGCAGAGGAACAGACGGGAGAAGAGGUAAAAAUGAGGAAAUGCAAGAGAGGAGCAACUCUCCGCUGGUUCAAAGAGACACAGGCUGAGAAGGUCAUGCAGGAUGAUGGGGCCUUUCCAAGCUGGCUGCAUGGGAUGAUCAGCCGGAGGGAAGCUGAAAACUUACUGAUUGACAAGCCUUUGGGCUGCUUCCUUGUUCGGAUCAGCCAGAGCCGACCGGGCUACACCUUGACAUACAGGGGCGAAGGCCGCUGCAGACACUACAUGAUCCAGGUGCAGCCCAAUGCACGCUAUGUCAUCCUGGGGGAAGACCGGGCUCACGCCUCGCUUACCCAACUGGUUCGGUAUCACCAGACUGUGGGCAUACAACCCUUCAUGGAGAUACUGACUGUUCCCUGUGGGCAGAAAAGCAGUGAGAGUUUGGAUUAUGAAGAUCUGGAGUGCCUCAAGCUGGGUCCAUCAGAAGCCAAGGGAGAAGUCCCUCCAGAGGAGCAGCCCUCCCCCUCCAGGCCUUCCACCAGCAGACCCGGUGUGCAGUCAGGAGCAGCCGCGGUUCUCAGACAUGUGUGGUUCAGGAGGACCAAGAAUAGCCAAAAGGAAGAGAGCCUGGACAAGACAAGGAUAAAGCCAAGCUCAGGCAAGAAGAUAGGCAGCCAACGAGCUUUCCCUCGUUUCCACUCUUCCAUACGCCUGGCGAUGCAGGAAAUCCAGCAGUUAUCUUCCACUACCUUGAACAAUUCUGCACAGAGCUGCUGUGAAGCUCUCAGCAUUAAGGAUAUAGAGCCCAAGUGA